Anoplopoma fimbria (sablefish) is the source of this 4893-nucleotide messenger RNA. RefSeq names its product ring finger protein 144aa (gene rnf144aa). The transcript has 8 exons. Bases 220 to 1107 code for a protein of 295 amino acids. Gene Ontology annotation, molecular function: zinc ion binding; ubiquitin protein ligase activity; ubiquitin conjugating enzyme binding. Lineage: Eukaryota; Metazoa; Chordata; Actinopteri; Perciformes; Anoplopomatidae. Gene Ontology annotation, cellular component: Golgi apparatus; ubiquitin ligase complex; cytoplasm. The record is from RefSeq and is a predicted model, not a curated record. Gene Ontology annotation, biological process: positive regulation of proteasomal ubiquitin-dependent protein catabolic process; protein polyubiquitination; ubiquitin-dependent protein catabolic process.
CAGAUCAGAUGUUCCCACCCCGACGUUGGAGGGAUACAUAAUGAACAUGGGCAUCACCCCUUCAGAGAUCUCCUCUUCCUCCUCUUCCUCCUCCUCCUCCUCCUCCUCCUCCGCCUGACUGACUGGUUGGCCGACUCUUUCUCUAAUCCAAUUCAGGAGAUCAUCUUUCCAACCAUCAAGACGGCGUUACCUCAGAAAGCCAGCUCUGUGAGGGUGAAGAUGACCACGGCACGGUACCGUCCCACCUGGGAGCUGGCCGUGGACCCCCUGGUCUCGUGUAAGCUGUGCCUUGGAGAGUUCCCUCUAGAGCAGAUGACUACCAUCACACAGUGCCAAUGUGUCUUCUGUACACUGUGCCUGAAGCAGUAUGUGGAACUCCUGAUUAAAGAAGGCCUUGAAACUGCAAUUAGCUGUCCAGACUCUGCCUGUCCCAAAAGAGGACACUUGCAGGAAAAUGAGAUUGAGUGCAUGGUGGCCACGGAGAUGAUGCAGAGAUACAAGAAGCUUCAGUUUGAAAGGGAGGUUCUGCUGGACCCAUGCCGGACGUGGUGCCCUUCCUCGACCUGCCAGGCCGUGUGCCAACUAAAGGAAGCAGAUUCUCCUGCGCUGCCCCAGCUGGUCCAGUGCGCCGUCUGUGCCCUCGAGUUCUGCUCGGCCUGCAAGGCCAACUGGCACCCCGGACAGGCCUGCCAGGAGAACAACCUGCCCAUUACCUCCUUCCUACCAGGAGAAAACAGCUCUUUCUAUAAGAAUGAAGAGGAUGAGGCACCAAUCAAGCGCUGUCCUAAAUGUAAAGUUUACAUCGAGAGGGACGAAGGCUGUGCACAGAUGAUGUGCAAGAACUGCAAACAUGCCUUCUGCUGGUACUGUCUGGAGUCCCUGGAUGACGACUUUCUCCUGAUCCACUAUGACAAAGGGCCUUGUCGGAACAAACUGGGCCACUCCAGGGCGUCUGUUAUCUGGCACAGAACACAGGUUGUGGGGAUCUUUGCUGGCUUUGGCCUGCUCCUGCUGGUCGCCUCCCCCUUCCUCCUUCUGGCCACUCCCAUUGUCCUCUGCUGCAAGUGCAAGUGCAGCAAAGGGGAUGACGACCCAUUGCCGACCUAAACACGCCAUCAAAGCUGGAGCGGAGAGCCGCUUCAUGGAUGGGCCAUGUUUUAUUUCCUUUUCACCCUUUUACGUUCUCCUCCCACCAGCUUUGAGUGCUUAAUUUUUUGGGGGGCUGAGCCUGCAAAAGCCCUGGCCGCUUUGGGAUCCAUCGCUCUGCAUGAGAGAGGCAUGGUAGAAAAAGCGACCCUACACCUUGGCCUGAAGAGAGGUGAAGGGUCACAGGUCAGUGGAGGUCAGACUUGUCUAAGGACCACUGUGUCGGCUUGUUAGACGUUGGUGGUUUCGGGACGUGGAGGAAGUCUGGACCACUUCAAGUGGUCAUCAGUUCUGGGUUACUGUGGUGUGGUGUUUUGGCGGGUCACUACAAACAAAGGAAGACUCCAAGUUAAGAAAUGCUUUUCUCUUGUAUGGAAAAUACAAUGCAGGAGCCACUUCAGAAAUAACUUUUACUUUAUCGCUCUGUUUUGUCGGUUUGUCGUACGCAACAAAAGCUUUUUCCCCCACCACCAUACUCGAUGUAGCUCUACAGAUUCAGUCAGUAGCAUUAGAGUCACACCACGCAUGUUUGGUGUUCACUCGAUUUGCACAAAGAACAUGGUUUUCAGAUCAUGUUCAUGACUGAGGUGGAGAUGGGAGGCUGAGCUCUCAGCUCAAUGUAUAGCACGUCCUCUUGAUGAUGUCAAUGUUUUAUAACCUGUUGCUUUUAAUAGAACUGUGCUCAGAGUAGUGUCUAUGUGUUGUAUUUUGAGUGUUUUCCAAACCGUAAGGUCAACUUAUUAAAGGGGAUUGCCACUCAUAUCUAAAAACACACUAAUUACCUGUGGUCAAGUGACAAUGAAGACUGGUUUUGUUCAACUUUCAGCCUAUCUUUUUCAUGAUUACCAGCUCUCCAAAUUCAUUUUACAUCUUCAAAAGAGAGACAUUUUUUCAGAUCUUAGAUCCAGAGAUUUCCCAAAUUGAGUGGUACUCCCCUUUAAGUUCAACAUUAAUUUAAUGUCUAUUAGAGGACUUUGUAUCCACAUGUUGUGGAACCAUUUUAAUACUACACUAAAAGAGAUGUCACUCAUGUAAUUCUCAGUCCCCCAGGUGGUGGUUUAACCAAAUAGAUAUGAAUAGCCUUAAAUUGAGAAUAGCCAAAAUCCGGCAUUUCCCCCUGUGCAUUAAGAAGGGUUAAAGUCCAAAUAAUCCCAGGGAAAGCAUGUUGUCAGUGAAGCCCUUUAUAUUCAGAUGAUUAUAUGAUGUCAUCCAUAUGCCACUCUGUUAAUAACCAUACUGUAAAAAACAAAACGAAGAAAAUAAACAACUGCCCUAAACUGAUGUUUUAUGUGACCGAGGGCCUGUAUUUCCUAAGCCUUUUUGAGCAGGAGAGCCGCAUCAUCACACAUGAACUGAAGCUUAACUCAUACCAGAUCUCCCACUCUUUGAGGCUUGACAAAUACCUGCCCAAAUUGCAAACUUGCAUAUGUUAGUGGUCAGAGUGUCAAUGUUUUGUUUUGUUGGAAGUUAGACCUCCAUUAAGAAGCAGCAAUUGCUUGUAAGGGGCAAAAGAAAAGUCUAUAGAGUAAAAAUAAAUGAAUGUUCCAUUUUUGGGCUCAUAAUUAUAAAGCUGCUCUAUACUAUAUCACUUUAUCUAUGCAAGUUUGUGCAUUUCCAUUCUUAAAAGGCUAUUCAUUGGUCAUUAUCAACCGUUUGCCAAGAGUAGGUUUAUCUAAUGAAAGCUGCAGAAUGUCACCAUAUACAUAUUUGCAUAUCAUGGCUUUUAUUUCAUCAAGGAGUUAUUCAGAAACUAUCCAUUUUAUUUUUAUCCUCUAAGUUGCUGUAAGCUAUCUGUCUUAGUUAUAUUUUAAAGUUUGUGAGCUUUAAAAACAGGAAAGAGUUGGGUCAAUUGUUAGUCUAGGAACAAAGGUAAACCAUCUAAUUAUAACCAAUUAUUUCAGUAUGUUUUCCUGUGUUCUGUCAUACAAAUUUUUGUUACCACUCAUAGCCAUUCAAAUUUUUUGAAUAAGCCAUCUACUACUACUUACUUUCCCCUUUCUUCUGGUGUAAUUUACAAGUGGUUAUGUAGCAUUUCCUGAGAAGUGUUAAUCAAAUUAACAACAGUAGCUAAUCUAAGAUAAACAUAGCUAAUCUCCAACUCACUCAAAUCCUCAUAAAUUAAGCUCCGACAUUCAGUAUGAUAAUCCUUAUUAUUAGUAGCCUUAAAUUUUGACUACCUUACCUAUAAACUGUGUUGCUUUCACUGAUAUCACCUUCUGUAUGAGCAUGAUCAUUUGAUAUCAAAGACAGUCCAAUUUCUUACUUUUGAAGUUUGGUGCUGUCCCCUAAAAAUGGGUAAAUUCUUCAAGUUUUUGUUGUUUUUAUGACAAUCGUGCCAAGCAGAUUUCCUGGAAAGGAUAAGGAAACAGAGCUGUCUACUGUAUGUGCAUUUUGACCAUGUAUUUGUAAUGUAAUAACAGUUUUUACAGGGUGGAAAAAUAUUUGACUGCUUCUUUAUGUAAAAGCUACACUGUAUAUUGGUUUCAUUCUUGAUAUGAUAUCUGUGAUGUGUGUGGUAUGGUGCCCUCUUUUGUUUAACUGAGGAGUCUAGCAGCUGAAAUCAAUGUCUACUCAAUAGAAAAGUCAAUAUACAUAUGAGAGAUUGCAACUGUACUUUUUAAGGAGUUUCACUAUUUAAUGUUACCAGGGCUCUGAUAUCACCAGGAUAAAGAUAGAUUUCAAAUAGUGCAAAAUUAUUAAUUUAAACACAAAACUAUCACCAUCAUCAAAGUCUUGAGCGGGCACAAACUAACUGAGGUCGAACAAAAUCAUUGCCAACUCCAUUUCUUAGACACACUAUUCUCCUUUACCUAUGUUUGCUGGCAACACUGAACAGCUGGAUACUUAUUAUGCAACAAACAUAAAAGGGCCAAACAGCAAACAUUAGAAUCACUGCAGUGUCUCAUUGCAUAUUGUUUUUUACACCAGAGGCUUGGCAGGGCUCAAUAUAAAGUCCGAUAUAACCACUUAAGAUGACGAAACAUCAGCAAUGGUUUGACUGCGGCAGAUUGACUGAGUAAAGGGCUUGCUUCUAAGAUUUGGCGCUUGAAUGAGAAGAAGCAAGGUCAAGUUUACUUAUAAGCUCAAGAUCUACUUUGCAACUAACCUAAGGUCAACUUUGGUUACAAGCAGCAAUUUAUAUUUUAUAACCGGUUGUGUCAAGAUUAAGCUGCAUGAUUUUUCUCUGACUUCUACAUGUUAAAAAUUACACUAUUGUAGCCUCUAAAGAUCUUUGGAAUGGUAGCGUUAUCACUCUAUCACUUAGCUGUCUGUUUUUUAUUUUAGUUUGGAAAAACAUGUUUUGAUAUUCAGCCAUAUGAUAUACAGCGUUGACCGGCCUUCCUCUAUUCAGCAGGUUGGCUGCUGAUACUUUUUUGUUGAUUUUUUUUUAUACACCUGUUUUACAUUAUAUUUUGUGUCAUUUUAAUUUUCAGUUUUUAAGAGCGGAAUUCUUAAGGCCCGAUGGUCAAUUAAAUUUAAAUCAGUCACUUCAGUAAGAGGGUUAUUGUCUGAGGACAUGCUGUCUGCACACCGGACUCAUGUUUGUAGAGAUGGUAACCAAUGGAUCUAGUUUAGGUAGCAAUUGAAAGUUAAUUGACCUGGGUGAUACAAAGAUUUCAACAUUGUAGAAUGGCAUAUUUGGAACAGUUAUUUACAACUUCAACAUUUCAGUAUAUCUACAGUUCCACUAACACUGUGACACCAGGUAUUAAAGGUUGUGAAUUUUUUUGUGAUUCUGCUCUCUUU